Capronia coronata CBS 617.96 is the source of this 624-nucleotide messenger RNA. RefSeq lists its product as uncharacterized. The coding region runs from base 1 to 624 and encodes 207 amino acids. The record is from RefSeq and is a predicted model, not a curated record. The transcript has 2 exons. Lineage: Eukaryota; Fungi; Ascomycota; Eurotiomycetes; Chaetothyriales; Herpotrichiellaceae.
AUGGAUGAGAUGGAUGAGAUGGAUGAGAUGGAUGAGAUGGAUGAGAUGGAUGAGAUGGAUGAGAUGGAUGAGAUGGAUGAAAGUCGCGGAUGUCAAGCAUAUCUCAUCACCGUCGUACUUGAAUUUCUUCGAGCGAAGGCGUUUCCAGUCGUCAAACAAGGACGACAUUGCGAUUGGGUAGCUCAGAUCGUCCGUUUUCGGUUCCUCGAAUCAGAGAUUCCCAGACUGUUCCAGAACCCGGACUUAUUUCCCUCUCCUGCUGCCAGAGUCAAAUUCGCCGCAAUGAUGGCACUGGACACCAAUCUACAAUUCAUCGAUGCGGUUACAGAUCUCCUACUUCGAGAAUCUGCCAAUGAUCUCGCCCAGUUUUCGCGUGAUAUCUGGAGCCACUGUACGUAUAGAAAAGGCAGCAAGGGCUGGGAAAACUUCCUCCUCAACUGGGCACCUGGAGCACCGGAAUUCGACCAGCGAUUGGCGACGGAUCCCAAAUCUGCAUUCCAGCUUCUUCCAGCUGUGGGGAUGAGGGUCAUGGCAGACAAUAGGGAUGAAGAACGAUUGUUAAGACGCUGGAUAAUGGAAGUGAGUUCAGAUGAAAUCUGGAAACCCAGAAACAACAAUGGCUAA